AUGGUGAUCGCCAACUUCCUUGAGUUGGCCACCUGUGCCUCUCAACAGCUGUCCUUGACCAUCAAGUUGCUCUCUGCAGCAAUUGUGGUGCUCUAUGAACUGCUGAACCUAUUCCCCACUUGUGAUCUGCUCAUCUGUUGCCUACGCCAAGCCCUUGUCCGUGACAGGACAAAAUGGCUGGUCAACCAUGGGAGGACCUUCGACCUGUCCUCUCUGGCAGCCCUCUUCCGCGACUGGGGACCUUGGACCACGCCAAGCAAGACGAGAGCAAAGCUCAUUGCCCUGCUCUGCAUGCUGGGCGCCCUGCAAGUGUCAGCGGCGACAUUGCCGUUCCUUGACAGCAUGUCCGUCCAACGCGAGGGCAACAAAGAAGCACUGAUCAUGCCAGUAUCGGGCUACAAGAAUGACCUCCACAGCAACGGCCACAAGGUCAUCAUCUUCGAAUGCGCGGAGGAGGCGCUCUGCCCAGUGGCUACCUUCCGCCACUGGAAAGCGCAGACCACACGCGCACGCGCCCACAUUCAUGGCUGCCGCCUCGUCUUCGAGCUGGAGCCCCCCUACGCGAAGCUCUCGCCGACGCGCUGCGUGGAGGUCCUCAAGGGCGUCGCCCACAAGGCAGGCCUCGAUCCGAAUGUCUUCACCGCCCGCACGUUCCGCAAGUCGGGCAUCAUGGCGGGGAUUCACGCCGGCGUCGAACCCGACGCCCUCUUCCGCCUGGGCGGAUGGCAGGACCCUGACACCUUCUGGCGCCACUACGUCGUGCGACAGAUUCCGUCCUCCUACACCGACAUCCUCUUCAACGUCCCUGAACGGCACGACACUGAGAGCGAAGAGGAGUCCGACUAG
Acanthamoeba castellanii str. Neff is the source of this 846-nucleotide messenger RNA. RefSeq lists its product as uncharacterized. The record is from RefSeq and is a predicted model, not a curated record. Gene Ontology annotation, biological process: DNA recombination; DNA integration. Gene Ontology annotation, molecular function: DNA binding. Lineage: Eukaryota; Discosea; Longamoebia; Acanthamoebidae. The transcript has a single exon. Bases 1 to 846 code for a protein of 281 amino acids.